This is a messenger RNA of Fonsecaea monophora, 1581 nucleotides long. RefSeq lists its product as hypothetical. The record is from RefSeq and is a predicted model, not a curated record. Bases 1 to 1581 code for a protein of 526 amino acids. Gene Ontology annotation, molecular function: myosin binding. The transcript has 3 exons. Lineage: Eukaryota; Fungi; Ascomycota; Eurotiomycetes; Chaetothyriales; Herpotrichiellaceae.
AUGGAAGCUCUAAUCUAUAAUGACUCGCCGAUUGCAGAAUAUCUAGAAGGAGACGCAAUCCCCUUCGAAGCCACCGAGCCAUCCUCCCCUGUCUCAUGCGCCCAACGAACCUAUGCCCCUCGCGGCUUGCCAAAGCUGCGCGAGCAGUUACGAACGAUUCGCCAAACCGCUGCCUACGUGACCGAUGUUGCAAACGAACAGUUCCUCGAGCGGUUUCGCUACGUGAUCGUCGCCUCGCAACUCCUCGCGGACGAACCGAAGCCGAGACGACAACCUCUUCAAAAUGAACAACCCUUCGCACCACAUUCUCUCUCGCUCAGAGGGUCGACGUUAGGGAAUCUGGUGACGGAUUCGCAUAACUAUGAUAGCAGCGCAGUUGAGGCGCUUCGUUUUAUCCAGGAGGUCGAGAUUGUCUCCCGUGGGUAUGAGAUAAGCCAACCACUACCGCCAAUCAGUCGACUGGAAGACAAGAACUCAUUGAGUCGUUGUCGUGAUCUACGAGCCACCCUUGGAGUUACCCUGACGGCCAACAUCAUACGAUGUGUUGAAGCUCAUAAUGCUAUUCAACCAUUUGUGAGGGACCUCGACCUGAAAAGAUAUCAUGACGUGUACGAGGUCUCGAUGCAGGAUUAUAGCGACGCCGUGGCGCUUGCCAACAACUCUCCUCUCGACACCCGGGACUCUCUGAAAGAACUUCGCUUCCUCUUCCGACUUCAUCUCAUCGCGAGAAAAGUUUUCCUUUGUGAUCUUUUGGCCCUUCACUCUGGCUCAACCUGGUACAACGUCCGUCAGUGGCGACUGAUAUGCCAUGUGCUGCAAGGGUUAGAGGAUGUACUUUCCAAAGCAGGUCAACAACUCCACACUGCUAUAGUGCAUGAAGAGUAUGGCGAAGACGGCCAGGACACGGUGUCGGAAGACGCCGAAACAGCAGCUGAACGGACCAUAGACGCCACUACGCCCCAAAAACGACACACCAAGGCUCAAUUACGCCGAUUUGAAGCGGUGGCCAACGCUAUACGGUCCCUGAACGCCAAAGUCCACCUACUUAGGGAAGAGAUAAACUCUCUCAAGUCGAAAGAUGACUCCGCCCUCAGCAUGGCCAUCACUGGGCAUUACGAUCAGCUAGGGGCUGAGAUUCGAAACGCCCUAGUCGAGUGGGAAAAGGGGCGAAACACCAUGUUCCUCAACGUUGGGACCGAACGUGACAAUCGUUUCUCCAUAUCGUCCAGCGGCAUGCGAUCGCCAGCGUCGCCCUCUCCGAGCAGUCUGGGUGGAGUGACGGUGGUGGAUGGAGGACCUGCAGAAGCACUAAAGCUGCUGAGUGGCGACGAACGGAGCUCAUCUGAUGGGGGUGUAGGAUUGGAUGAAGAGGUGUUCGAAGCGGUGGCCUUGCCACGCAAGAGGAUGUCUUGGGCGCCAAUGAGCCGUGAAGAGAAGCUCAACAAACUUCAAGAGGACCGGAGGAAGCGGGCCACCUUUCAGGAGCACGCCGAAAAUACGACCAACAUGCUGCGGGAACUGCAGAUGGUAAUCAAACAUCGCCCUCCGGCCAGAUCUGAUACGCGCAUCACUUCGAUAUAA